CAUUGUUCUUCACAACAUUUCUGUCAUCAUGACUGACAGAUACAGAAACACACUCAAAAAACACAAUUUACUAUUUAUAACAAAAUGUUGAGAAAAAUGCAACCGAUUCCAAUAUAGUUUUUUUGGAAACAAUAAAAUCAAUAUGCCCGUAUACUUCACCUAAAUGGCGUCACCAAAGUCUAAGAUGAGCGACCUCUAUACAGAUUACCUGCAAACAUACCACCCCCAGCUCUUGGAAGAGCACUCCGACAGCUCUGACUUCGAUAACCUCACAGACGUAGAUGAAGAUUUUAUAGACAUACGAAAUAUAAAGAAAAACAAACUACUGCUAAACAAGGCAUUACUCAGAAAAGUCAAGCUGAAACGUAGUGCCGCAAAUCAUGAAAACUUUAACUGUAGACGUGAGAAGAAACAUAAGGAGAAAAAAGUUCAAGUUGUAGAUAGGACACGUAGAAUUAAUGGAACAGAUACAGAUAGUGUGGAAAGAUUGUAUAAGUCGUAUGAAAAAAAAAAUAUCGAGACAAAUGAUGAGUCAUCGAGUGAGAUAAAUAUAAAAAAGAAAGUAACACGUUCCACCAAAGUCGCGAGACGCCCGAAUUAUAAUAAUAAUAAAGACUUGUCAGAUACUAAAAAAAAACAUAUAACAAAUGAACAAACAGAUAACGCAUGUCAAGUUUAUAGUGUUAUGUGUGAUAAUUCUAGUGUAAGAUUUAAGAAAAAGAAUCUCAGCAUUGAGGAACCUAUUCAAGAAGAAGAAGAACAAGAUGCACAUUUCAAUACAAAAAAAACGGUUAAUUAUUCUUGGCCACGUCAUAUUCUUCAUUCAAUUAAAGAAUCAGAUACCAAUCCUUUUGAAACUUUAGAAACGUAUUCCUCAAUAUCUAGUGAAAUUGAUAAUGUAACAUUAGAUAAUAAAUCUUAUGUUGAAAAACGUUUUAGUCCAUAUAAAAAUAAUGCUUCGAGGUAUAGUAAUGAAAAAGAAAUAAAAAAUAAGUCGGAAAUAAGUUACAAAAAGAAGCAAAAUUAUCAAGUAUUUUCUGCACCGCAAAAUGCAAACAAAGGUGUUUGUACUUCCUUUGUUACUGAAAAUCCUAAAAGUGAUAUCAUGCCAGCCAGGUCCUCUGUGUUUUGGGAUUAUGUGGCAAAUAAAAUUCAGCGCAAAUCUCAUCAUGAAGAAGAUACAUGCUCGAGACCAUGUAAUUGUUCAAAAGAUUUGAAACUCAUAGCAACCAUUGAGGAAUCUUCUGAUGGUACAGAUCACUACGUAUGUCUUGGUGGUUGUAAAGACAAUCGAAAAUCAUCAACACCUAAAAAGUCCGAAUCUUGCGAUGAUCUGGAUAAAUACAUGUGCCUAGGUGGUUGUAAGGACCAUCAAAAACCACCUACGCUCAAAAAGAUAGAACCUUCCCGUGACUUCGAGUGCCUUGGUGGUUGUAGGGACAAUCGAAAACCACCAGCACCGGUAAGGUCUGAAUCAUUUGAUGGUCUGGAUAAAUACGAGUGCCAUGCUGGUUGUAAAGGCCUUGGUAAACCAGCAAUAUCUAUAAAGACGGAAUCUUCCCAUGGCCAGGCUAAAUACCAGCCAUCUCCUAGUAAAGACAACCGAAAAUCAUCAAAAUCUAAAAAAGCGACAUGCGCAUGUCCGCCCCAACUUCCAGAGUAUUUUGAAGAAUCGUGUGAGCAGGAUUAUUAUGAAAAUAUAGAAACAGAUGACAUUCCAGAAGAUACUGCACCAUGCCAACACGACCACGAUUUAGUGGCUAAAGCUUUAUCUCAAAAGUAUAACGGUGAAAUCCUUUGCAUCCACAACCCACCUUGUGUGCUUGUCAACGGUUGUCUCAACGUACCCAAAAAAGAGAGUACAAACCCUACAUGGUUUGUAACUCAAGACAUGAAGCCUAGUUAUUAUCAAAAUAGUAACACACAAGACACCCACAUGAAAAAUCAUCAACGGCAAUCAAAGUAUAUCAAUAUAAUGCAAUAUUAUAACGAAGAAGAUAGAAUUGAAAAAGAAAUGCAGAGCGUUUGUCAACAUUACCCUCCGUGCAAGUUCGUGAGGCAAUGUUACAAGCCGAAGCACCCACCAAAAUUGGAUCAUUGCUGUGUGCACGUGCCGAUGUGUAGAAAAAUACCGCAGUGCAUUCUAGAGACAGGUGACUACAAAUACGACUACAGUUCUUGUAGUCAUAAGCCGAAAUGCUUUGAUUUGCCGCUUUGCGCAAGGGAAUUGGUGUUAUAUGGUGAAGUCGCAAAUGUCGAGAGUGAAGUAAAGAAGCCCGUUGAAUUGGUGUGUUAUCAUCACCCUCAAUGCAUCAAGAUCCCGCGAUGUCUGGGUCGUAUGUUGUGUGAAACCCAUUUGGCUUCCAAUGCUAUACCUGAUUGUACCCAUGAUCCACCCUGUGAACAAAUACCUGCGUGUUACAGACGGUCGCCAAAAAUGGUAUCCACAUAUUCACAGUACCCCGCACCUUGCAGGAUUGUUUAGUAUUCCAUACUUUUAUUUCACAGCUCAACUCCAUGACUUCACAAGAAGAAAAUAAAAAAACUCGCGUAAAAUUGUACCGUUUUGAUUGUUAUCUAAGAUUCAAGAUUCGAAGUUUGUAUUAUAUAGAUGCUAAUUUCCUUGUCUAGUACCACAUCAUUAACAGUUUUUAUGGUUCAUUCAUUGGCCCUUUGAUAAUGUCUUAGCAAAUUGGUGUUAAAAUCUAUGCAAGUAUUUUCUGAUAAUUGGCAUAUUGAAUGUGCGUUUCAUAAUAAGUCCGUGUCAUAAAAUAGUGAAAACAAAAAAAUGCUUUUUAACCAAACAAUAAAUUGGUUGCAUCAAAA
This is a messenger RNA of Plodia interpunctella (Indianmeal moth), 2826 nucleotides long. RefSeq lists its product as uncharacterized. NCBI's taxonomy places the organism in Eukaryota, Metazoa, Arthropoda, Insecta, Lepidoptera, Pyralidae. The transcript has a single exon. The record is from RefSeq and is a predicted model, not a curated record. The coding region runs from base 164 to 2485 and encodes 773 amino acids.